Molecule: messenger RNA, 1337 nt
Organism: Selaginella moellendorffii
Lineage: Eukaryota; Viridiplantae; Streptophyta; Lycopodiopsida; Selaginellales; Selaginellaceae
Exons: 8
Coding region: 103-1236 (377 amino acids)
Source: RefSeq, a predicted model, not a curated record
UUCACACUUGGAGGACUGAUCGCACUUUAGGGCCCUUGAGAAGGGGAAGAGGGAGCUGCUGCUGUUUGUGCUGCUUGCGCUUCAAUCGCUUCGAUUUUGGGGAUGGAGGAUAAGAAUGUGGGUGUGAAUUCUUGCGGGGCUAGCAAUGCCGCCAGUAUGAUCGGCGAGAAGAACGAAGGCGCGCAACAAGAUUCUCCCUCGGCGCUGCGCGAUGUUGCCGAGGGAGGGCUUUCGGGUCAGCAGCAAGCUCUUAAAACUUCGUCCAAGGCAUAUGAUCCAUACACAGGAGUGCUGGUUGAUUCUCAGGCUGGAAUGGUGACUUCUCUAGAUGAAAGUCUCGAAGGAGUCGAUCCAAAACAGAAAGAGCAGCGUGAUAAAGCAGCGCAGCGCUUAGAGAAGUUGGAAGAUCCGUCUUGCGAUGACAGUAGAAUGAGCGCCCGGAUUAAAGUUCAUGGCUUUGCGACCAGUCCGUUUGCUGCUCGAAACGAUGGAUCGGAACCCGCAACUGAUAUAAGAUCUUUGCCAGUCUCAGCAGCGACAAUGAGCAUGCUGCAGAGAGUUGUGACAGCAGGUCUCACUGAAACCGCCGAUCUCUCGCUGAAGGACAUGGCUGCUUGCGCAUUUGGAGUGGUCGAUAGCCACACGGAGGCGAUCGUAAGCACUCUUCCUCCUUGUACUCCAGGCCGAGCGAACAACUCCGGGAUGGUUCCUGGCGCCGAUAUAACGGAGCUCCCCACAACCUCGACAUUGUUAAAGAAGACGCAUAUCAUCCCAGACUUGCUAGACAGUGUGGAGGAGGAUGGAUUUUUUCUGGAGAUAGCCUUCGGCAACUUCCAGGUUUUUAAUGGAAUUAUCAUCGACCGAGAAGUAAUGCACGGACCACCGUCCGUAAGAGUGGUAGAAAGAUCUGGUGGAUCGAAUUCCAGGCUGAGAAGCUUGUUCUUGCUGCUACUCGUGGAGCUCGAAGCCGGUGGAGAAGAUUACUUGCAGUGGAUGGUCUUGAAAUCUCUUCAAACUGGCUUUGGACACGAAGAAAUCCUCGAGUAUCGUCAAAUGCCGUCCAUCUCCAAAGGGAGGCACAAGCACGUCUUCCUUCUCUUCGACACAAAGGAGGCAUGGAUGCGGGAAACGGACGCCCCGGAUCGCGGGAGAUUCGACGUCCACGAUUUUGUCACGCGUCACGAAUUUGGGGCGGCAGUCGCCGCCGUUUACUUCGAAUCUGAGACAGUCUGUUAGAAACCAGGCUGCCACGUGGCAAGCGGUUGCAAAGUGCCGCGGCCCGGGAAUUCGCUGCUGGCCGUUGGAUCAAUCUGGGCCUCAACGGCCAGCAUUUUGUU